This is a messenger RNA of Parnassius mnemosyne (clouded apollo), 1302 nucleotides long. The record is from the annotation of a GenBank genome assembly. Lineage: Eukaryota; Metazoa; Arthropoda; Insecta; Lepidoptera; Papilionidae.
AUGGCUUUCGCGGGUCUCAAGAAGCAAAUCAACAAAGCAAAUCAGUAUGUCACGGAGAAAAUGGGAGGGGCUGAAGGCACAAAAUUGGAUUUGGACUUCGUGGAAAUGGAAAGAAAAACGGACGUAACAUGCGAGCUGGUAGAGGAGCUACAGGCGAAAACGAAAGAAUUUCUCCAGCCAAAUCCCACGGCCAGAGCGAAGAUGGCAGCUGUUAAAGGAAUUAGUAAACUUAGCGGACAAGCUAAAAGCAAUACCUAUCCACAACCCGAAGGCGUGCUGGCCGAUUGUAUGCUUCUCUAUGGAAAGAAACUUGGAGAAGAUAGCAUCUUCUCACAAUGCCUGAUUGAGAUGGGUGAGGCGUUAAAGCAAAUGGCAGAUGUAAAAUAUUCUCUAGACGAUAAUAUCAAGCAAAGCUUCCUGGAACCCCUGCACCAUUUACAGACCAAAGAUCUUAAAGAAGUUAUGCACCACCGAAAGAAACUGCAGGGGCGCAGACUGGACUUUGAUUGCAAACGGCGUAGACAAGCCAAAGGUGCUCACAUUCCAGACGAGGAGAUUCGACAGGCGGAGGAGAAGUUCGCCGAGUCGCUGCAGCUUGCUCAGAUCGGCAUGUUCAACCUUCUCGAUAACGAUGUGGAACAAGUGGCACAACUUACUUUCUUCGCGGAAGGCCUCUUUGAGUAUCACCAGCAGUGCACGGAGAUCCUCAAGGGACUCGUCUCCACUCUCAUGGAAAAGAAAGAGGAAGCAGUGAACCGUCCGAAGUUGGAGUUCGUACCGAAGACGUUAGCCGACCUCCACAUCGAAGGCGUACACGAUUUGCACAAUGGUAGGCGGUACGGUUCCACACAGAGUCUGUCCCGCCCCCGAAACCACAUCCCUCCCUCCUCGUCCGUUGGUGACCUUAGUGUGGACCCUCUAAGUGCCUGGGAAGAUCCCAGGUCCCUAUCCCGAUCGGACCCCAAGCCUAUGUCUCGAGUAGACCAUAGACCCGCACCUGGUUUCAGGCCGCACCCGGCGCCAAGACAAUACAACGGCAGAGAUCCGUGGACAGCGUCGCCUUUGCCGUCGCCGGUUAAGUCACCCGCGCGAACACCGAUGGCGCCUACAAAGACCCCUUGCUGCACAGCUUUAUAUGACUUCGAACCAGAAAACCAAGGCGAACUGGGAUUCAAGGAAAACGAUGUGAUCACUCUGAUAAACAAAGUGGACGAGAACUGGUUCGAGGGCUCCAUCAACGGCAAAACCGGCUACUUUCCCAUCAGUUACGUGCAGGUCACUGUACCACUGCCAAACAUGUAA